CGCAUCGUGUCUUUGCUUCAAUUCUUUCACCUUCACCACUCCUCCUCUCCAUCUCGGUUUCCAUUCAAGAUGGCAACCGCUUCAGCUUUCUCUUAUGCGCAGGCCGCCAAGGGUCAGGGCACUGCCCCGUCAAAUGCUCCCCCUGGACAGCCCGCCCAGGAAGCCCAGCCAUCAGCAGCCGCGCCCAAGGCUGCCACAGACGUCGAGAGCGCCGCCGAGCCCACCGAGGCAGUCCGAAGCGCCGAUUCUCCUGCCACCACGGAGAAGCAGGAAGUUGCCAGCGCCACUGCUCCCGAGGCCGAGCCCCGAUCAGAGGAUGCCCAGGAGCAGCGCCGCGAGCCCGCACGGGACGACGAGUCCGGUCGGCUAGAUCGCCCCUGGCGACGAAACGACAAAGGCACGAGGUCCUCGAGCACCACCACGCGAUCGGUCGACGAACAAGAUGCCAGGCGGCCGCGGAAGUCUAAGAAGUCCAAGGCUGCCGAGAAGCAAGCCAACGACCAGUCAGCGGCAGACAAGGAGCAGGAGCCUGAGAAGGAGGCCCCCAAGGUCGAACUGUUUGAGGCGCCCAUUCCUUCCGUCAACAUCUGGCGGCAGCGCGCCGAAGCCCAUUUGGCAAAGGCCAAGCCGUCCCCAGCCCCCUCUGCAGAGCAGACCACCAAUGGCUCCCCCAAGCCCGAAGCGUCCCCUAAAGUGGCCGAGAAUGGCACGCCAGCGCCUGCUGCCCAGCGGGAAAGCAUACCGAAUGGCGUCAAGCCUCCUCGGAAAUCGGUCGAGGCCCCUCGGUCCGAGCGAAACGCCAGCCGUAGCUCAAGGGUAGCGGAUAAAGAUGCCAGCCGGGGCGAUGUGCCCCCUUCAGUCGCCGACACCACGGCCUGGCCCACUCCCGAGACGGCCAUCCAAGAAGACAAGAAGAAGCCCGCCGAGAAGUCUGAUCGUCCCGAGAAGGAGGCCUCAGAGGACGGGUCCUCGUCCAAGCCGAGACAGAAGGGAAAGUGGGUAACCAUGGACUACGUGCCGAGCGUCAACUUUGAGACCCAGCUCCCCCAGAUGCGCAACUCCAAGCCUCGUGGUGGAGCCAGGAACGCCAACGGCUCCAGGGCCACGGGAGCGUCCAAUGCCGGUGAUAAGGCCGCCGCCCCCGUUGCCAGCCAAGGCAAGCCAAGCGAGACCAGCAGCAGCAGCAGUACCAGCGGCAAGGAUCGUCCUCGUGACGGCGCCAACGGCCCGAACCGAAAUGCGCAGGCCCCUCAAGCCACGAGCAAGCGUUCUUCGACAGACAUGUCUGGCGCACGUGAACAGAGGAAGCCUCAGAGCCACACCGGCUCCGAGAAGAACAAGGACGCCACCACAAACUCCAACGGCCAUGCCACUCGUGAGCGAACAGAGAGCCGCGGCGAUAGGCCGCGCGGAGGAUACCGCGGACGUGGCGGCCACCAUCCCGUCAACGCUCAGCACCAGCACCAGCACACCGCAUCCAGUUUCUCUGCUUCGGGUGCUAUGGGCGGACGCGCCCAGGGCCCCUACAGCCCACCUCCCAGGCAAGGCGCCCAUGGCCAGAUGUACAUGCCCUCCCAAGGCCGCGGCAGAGGCGGUCGAAACAAUGCCGGCAACUACCAUCGGAUGUCGCUCCCCAACGGAUCGGCACGCAUUCCCCAGGUUCAGACUCAGUUUGCCCCGUUCGAGUACCCGAUGACGCCGAUGACGGCGAUGCCCUUCCAGCCUCAGCCCUACUGGGACAACAUGCUGGUGCCGGUUCUCAAGAGCCAGGUCGAGUACUACUUCUCCAUCGAGAACCUCUGCAAGGACGUGUACCUCCGCGCGCGGAUGGACUCGCAAGGCUUCGUGCCCCUGC
Trichoderma citrinoviride is the source of this 1855-nucleotide messenger RNA. RefSeq lists its product as hypothetical. The record is from RefSeq and is a predicted model, not a curated record. The annotation marks the transcript as partial. The transcript is spliced from 2 exons. NCBI's taxonomy places the organism in Eukaryota, Fungi, Ascomycota, Sordariomycetes, Hypocreales, Hypocreaceae.